Messenger RNA from Varanus komodoensis (Komodo dragon), 3411 nucleotides. RefSeq names its product potassium sodium-activated channel subfamily T member 2 (gene KCNT2). Gene Ontology annotation, molecular function: intracellular sodium-activated potassium channel activity. The coding region runs from base 1 to 3411 and encodes 1136 amino acids. Lineage: Eukaryota; Metazoa; Chordata; Lepidosauria; Squamata; Varanidae. Gene Ontology annotation, cellular component: membrane. The record is from RefSeq and is a predicted model, not a curated record. The transcript has 28 exons. Gene Ontology annotation, biological process: potassium ion transport.
AUGGUGGACCUGGAGAGCGAGGUCCCUCCGCUUCCUCCCAGGUACAGAUUCCGCGAUUUGUUGCUGGGCGAUCAGGGAUGGCAGAACGAUGACAGAGUACAAGUUGAAUUUUACAUGAAUGAAAACACAUUUAAAGAGAGGCUGAAGCUGUUUUUCAUCAAAAAUCAAAGAUCAAGCCUCAGAAUACGCUUGUUCAAUUUUUCACUCAAGCUACUCAGUUGUUUGUUGUAUAUAGUCCGAGUGCUUCUGGAUGAUCCUUCGCAACAACAUGGAUGGUCGCCUAUUAUUUGGGUGAACAGAAGCUUACCUUUAUGGGGACUGCAGGUAUCAGUGGCUUCCAUAAGUCUUCUGGAAACAACGCUCCUGAGUUAUCUCAGCUAUAAAGGAAACAUCUGGGAACAAGUUGUGCGGAUUCCUUUUCUGUUGGAAAUUAUCAAUGCUAUUCCUUUCAUCAUUACAAUUUUCUUGCCUGCAUUAAGAAAUUUAUUUAUCCCAGUAUUUUUAAACUGUUGGCUAGCCAAGCAUGCUCUGGAGAAUAUGAUUAAUGAUCUUCAUAGAGCCAUCCAACGUACACAAUCUGCGAUGUUUAACCAAGUUCUGAUUCUAAUAUCCACGUUGCUGUGUCUUAUCUUUACAUGUAUUUGUGGAAUUCAACAUCUGGAGCGUGCAGGGAACCGGCUGACUCUCUUUGACUCCCUUUAUUUCUGCAUAGUGACAUUUUCCACGGUGGGCUUUGGGGAUGUAACUCCCAAGAUCUGGCCUUCCAAACUGUUGGUUGUCAUUAUGAUCUGCGUUGCCCUUGUAGUAUUACCAAUUCAGUUUGAACAGCUCGCAUAUUUGUGGAUGGAAAGACAAAAAUCAGGUGGAAAUUACAGCCGACACAGAGCUCAGACAGAAAAACAUGUGGUAUUGUGUGUCAGCUCACUUAAAAUUGACCUGCUUAUGGAUUUCCUAAAUGAGUUUUACGCUCAUCCCAGGCUCCAGGACUAUUAUGUGGUUAUCUUGUGUCCCACGGAGGUGGAUAUUCAGGUGCGCCGAGUACUGCAAAUCCCAAUGUGGUCUCAAAGAGUUAUUUAUCUGCAAGGUUCAGCACUGAAGGAUCAGGACCUGCUAAGAGCUAAGAUGGAUGACGCGGAGGCCUGUUUCAUUUUAAGCAGCCGUUGUGAAGUAGACAGAACUGCAGCAGAUCAUCAAACCAUUUUAAGAGCUUGGGCAGUUAAAGAUUUUGCACCCAGUUGUCCUCUAUAUGUUCAGAUCCUGAAGCCUGAAAAUAAGUUUCACAUCAAAUUUGCAGAUCAUGUUGUCUGUGAGGAGGAAUUCAAAUAUGCAAUGUUAGCAUUAAACUGCAUUUGCCCAGCAACCUCUACACUCAUCACCUUGUUAGUUCAUACCUCAAGAGGGCAGGAAGGCCAACAAUCGCCAGAACAGUGGCAGAAAAUGUAUGGGAGAUGCUCCGGCAAUGAAGUGUAUCACAUUAACCUGGAGGAAAGUGUGUUUUUUGCUGAAUACGAGGGAAAGAGCUUCACAUAUGCAUCUUUUCAUGCACACAAAAAGUUUGGUGUCUGUUUAAUUGGUGUUAGGAGGGAAGACAACAAAAAUAUUUUGCUGAACCCAGGCCCUCGCUAUAUUAUGAGUUCGUCAGACAUAUGCUUUUACAUUAACAUCACAAAAGAAGAAAAUUCAGCUUUUAAGAAGCAAGAGCAGCUCCGAAAAAGUCACCCAUCCAGAUCAUUUUAUCAGGGUCCUUCUCGGUUGCCUGUCCACAGCAUCAUUGCUAGUAUGGGUACUGUGGCUAUAGAUUUGCAAGAUACGGGCUGCAGAUCUCCCAGUGGGCCUACGCUCACCCUUCCUUCAGAGGCAGGGAAAGCAGGCAGAAGACCAAGCAUAGCUCCAGUCUUGGAGGUUGCUGACUCGUCAGCACUUCAUGCCUGCGACCUCUUAAGUGACCAGUCAGAAGAUGAAACAACUCCCUCAGAUGAAGAUGUUUCCAAUGGCCUAGAGUAUCUGAAAGGCUAUCCCCCUUACUCACCGUAUAUAGGAAGUUCUCCCACCUUCUGCCAUUUGCUUCAUGAAAAAGUGCCAUUUUGCUGUCUAAGGUUAGAUAAGGGGUGCCAGCAUAAUUACUACGAAGAUGCCAAAGCCUAUGGAUUCAAAAACAAAAUCAUUAUAGUCGCUGCAGAGACUGCUGGGAAUGGCCUCUACAACUUCAUUGUGCCUCUCAGGGCUUACUACAGACCAAAGAAAGAACUCAACCCAAUAGUGUUACUGUUGGACAAUCCGCCAGAUAUGCAUUUUCUGGAUGCAAUCUGUUGGUUUCCAAUGGUUUACUACAUGGUGGGCUCUAUUGACAACCUAGAUGAUUUGCUAAAGUGUGGGGUGACCUUUGCUGCAAACAUGGUCGUGGUGGAUAAAGAAAGUACUAUGAGUGCUGAAGAAGACUACAUGGCAGAUGCAAAGACGAUUGUAAAUGUCCAAACUCUUUUUAGGUUAUUCUCCAGUCUAAGCAUUAUCACAGAAUUAACGCAUCCAGCCAACAUGAGAUUCAUGCAGUUCAGGGCCAAAGACUGUUAUUCUCUUGCGCUAUCAAAAUUGGAGAAGAAAGAACGAGAGAAGGGAUCCAAUCUCGCCUUCAUGUUUCGAUUACCCUUUGCUGCUGGCAGAGUUUUCAGUAUCAGCAUGCUGGACACGCUGCUGUACCAGUCAUUUGUUAAGGAUUACAUGAUCUCCAUUGCAAGACUUUUGCUGGGAUUAGAUACAACACCAGGAUCUGGAUUUCUUUGUUCUAUGAAAAUCACAGAAGAUGAUUUGUGGAUCAGAACAUAUGCCCGACUUUAUCAGAAGCUCUGUUCUUCUACAGGAGAUAUUCCUAUUGGAAUCUAUAGAACCGAAUCACAGAAACUUGCAACAUCAGAGUCCCAAAUUUCUAUUAGUGUGGAAGAAUGGGAGGACACCAAGGAUAACAAAGAACAAUUUAACUACCGUAACAAUCAUCGUAACUCAACAUCCAGUGAUCAAUCAGAUCAUCCUUUGUUACGACGCAAAAGUAUGCAGUGGGCUCGGCGACUGAGCCGAAAAGUUCCAAAGCACUCAGCAAAAACAGCGGAGAAAAUAAGUCAGCAGAGAAUGAAUCUCUACAGAAGGUCAGAAAGACAGGAACUUGCUGAACUGGUGAAAAACAGAAUGAAACAUCUGGGACUUUCAACAGCAGGCUACGAUGAAAUGAAUGACCAUCAUAACACGCUUUCCUACAUCCUGAUCAAUCCUUCACCAGACACACGACUUGAGCUGAAUGAUGUUGUAUACUUGAUUCGUCCAGAUCCAUUGUCAUACGUUCCAAACACUAAGUCCAGCCGGAAAAACAGCUUCUGCCAUGCAAUUGGGCAAGACACCAGGGAAGAAACACAGCUUUGA